Messenger RNA from Triticum dicoccoides, 932 nucleotides. Its product is annotated as protein trichome birefringence-like 1. Lineage: Eukaryota; Viridiplantae; Streptophyta; Magnoliopsida; Poales; Poaceae. The record is from RefSeq and is a predicted model, not a curated record. Gene Ontology annotation, cellular component: Golgi apparatus. Gene Ontology annotation, molecular function: O-acetyltransferase activity. Bases 1 to 810 code for a protein of 269 amino acids. The transcript has 5 exons.
AUGGACAUCGCAAACGACCUCAUCUACCGGCUUGAUUUGGCGCGUGAUUUGAAAGAGAUUUCUGUUGCCGAGCACCGCCUCGGUGUUGUGGCUGCGGAGUGCUCCAUUGGACAGAACUCCGUGCACAUCGAAGAUGAGCCUACGACUUUCUCUCGGGGAGGCCCGUUCCUGGUGCAGCUUGAGACCAAGCCAGACCGGACCAAGGUGCUCAAGCUGGACCAGCUCCCGGCCAUGCUUCAGAAGGUGAUCGGGGCAGACGUCCUCGUCUUCAACACCGGCCACUGGUGGACGCACACCGGCAAGCUCAGGGCCUGGGACCAUCUGGAGAGAAACGGGAUGCUGGUGAAGAUGGAAGGAGAGGAAGCAUUCAGCAGAGCGCUGAGGACAUGGGCGAGAUGGGUGGAUCACAACGUGGACCAGACCAGAACCAGGGUCUUCUUCCGAAGCGUCUCGCCUGAACACAAAGGUGCGAACUGGUGCUACAAUCAGACGGCCCCCAUCGCCGCGGACGAAGCGAUCGUUCCAUGGUUCCCGAAGAGCAUGGUGUCCAUCGUCGAGGGGAGCAUACGGAGCAUGAGGACGCCGGCCACGUACCUGAACAUCACGCGCCUUUCCGAGCUCAGGAUCGACGCGCACCCUUCGGUGUACUCGAUCAACAGGGAUGGGAAGCCUCUGUCGUUGGAGCAACGGCGGCGGCCGGUGGUGUAUGCUGACUGCAGCCACUGGUGCCUGCCGGGGUUGCCUGAUACUUGGAAUGUGCUUUUGCUUGCUUCCUUGACGAGAUAUCCCUCCUCUAAUGUACACUUGUAGCUAGCCUUGUAGGAUCAGUAAAACACUACUGUACUUGUAAGACACAACAAUCUAGCUAGGCUGAUAUACUCUGUCUGGUUCCAAUUGACUAAUGCAUGGUGGGGAAAUGAGGCUGAAAUCAG